This is a messenger RNA of Danaus chrysippus (African queen), 1155 nucleotides long. NCBI's taxonomy places the organism in Eukaryota, Metazoa, Arthropoda, Insecta, Lepidoptera, Nymphalidae. The record is from the annotation of a GenBank genome assembly.
AUGGCAGCAUCCCAUGGAGACCUUGUCAUGGCCGCUUCUGCAACGACACGUUUAACAAAUCUUCGUACAGCACGUGUAUAUAGUAAUGCACGGACAACAACAGCCACCGCAGCAGCCACCGCAGCAUCCACCACAAGGUGUUCUCCAUGUGGUCCGAUGGUAUGCUAUAAAUAUGAAGACUGUGGACCACCAUUGCAGUGCCUGCCGCGAUCUGCGUUUAAGCGUAAUGGACUGCAGGAUUGCCAGUUCUUCCAGCAAGGGUCGAUCCGAUAUUUGUGUCGGGCGGGCCCUUGCUGUCCGAGGCCAUGUCCACCGAUCCUGAAGUCCAGUGAUGUAGCCCCGAGGGCGGAGGAGAGUGGUACGGAAAAAAAGGAUGAAAAAGAAAAUCAACUCAAAAGGACCAAGAGCCGUGAGCUAAGAGGCGGUAUUAUGUACUACAGUUGCCACUGUAUUAAACGAAAUGGGCUUCAACAUGACUGCAGACGAACUGGUUGUGGAGGAGAGCCUGCAUGUCUUGUACUGCCAGAUCCUCUUUGUGCGCCUAGUCAACUAGCUCGUAAUCGGGGACUUGCAGAUCCCGCACCUUUAGCAGCACAUUACCGCGCCCAAGGUGGAGGGCCAGCAGGGCCAGCAGAAUCAAGUGCAGGCUCUGGCGGUGGCAAAAGAUUUAUUGUUUGUGAAUUGAAGGGAAUCGUUCCUGAUGUGUCUUCAAAGGCUGAGCAAUGUUGUAAGUGUCCACCUUUUAACACCAAAGGUAAUGAUUUAAACUUUACAAAUCAGUCUGCAAACUGUGGAUGUGAUUCCAAUAACAACCCUACCAAUUCAUUAUUUGUUUUCGAUGAAAAAACAAUUGAAACUAUUUUAAGCCGCUUCCAAAAUAAAGAAUUAGCACCUAGUAAUAUGGUCCGUGGACCGGGCGGACGAUUACGUGAGGUUAAACCUGUAGUUAAGGAGGAGCCUUGUACAAGACCAGGUUGCGUACAUUGGAAGCCACCUCCGCCUUGCUUAUGGGAUGCCCCUUGCAAAGCAGAUUGCUUUGAGACUCCGCCUGGUAUUCAGCCUGGUCGAAAUCCUUUAAGUAGCAGUGGCGGCUCUAAAAUACCCAAUCUAGUAGCUCCAGAUAAGAAAAUGGUAGUUCUUUCACCAAUCCAAUAA